UUUGCCGUCCCUGCGAUGGCUGAGACGUCCAACGUCGGCGCUGGAUCCAUGGACCCUGGCGAAGAUACCAUGGUGAACGGGACGUCGCUCAAGCGCAUCCGUGCCGCCGUCCCCGCCCUCCCGGACGAGCUCGUCCAGUGGGACAUUCUCCUCCGCCUGCCGGCGAAGGAGCUCCUCCGCUGCCGCGCGGUCUGCCGCACCUGGCGCCGCCUCGCCUCCGACGCCGCGUUCCUCCUCGCCCACCACCGCCGCCAGCCGUCGCUCCCGCUGGUCUUGUUCCGCACCACUGACCAUCCCUACACCAACGACGCCAGCGUCGACGCCUUGGACGUGCGGCGAACCCCCGCCGUUCGCCGGCCGGUCCUCGGGUUCGACGACUACAACGAAUCCCGCCGUAAGUUCACCCUCCACGCCUCCUGCGACGGCCUCCUCCUGCUGUCCCUCUCCAACCACCGCUUCUACCUCUGCAACCCGGCCACGCGCCAGUGGUGCGUGCUCCCGGGUCUGACGGGCGGCAACGUCGCCGCCCUGUACCCUCACCGCCCGUCCGGCAAGUACCGCGUGCUCUUCUGGAAGCACCCCAAGAAUGACAGGUAUAGCGUCGACUACUACGUCCUGGCCCUAGGCUCCUGCUCCUCCCAGUCCCAGGGACCAAAGGCGAGGUGCAUCGGGCUGCCGGUGGCUUCGCCGUCCAUGAAGAAGAAGAACAGCCCAGCCCGCUGGCUGAUCCAUGCCUGCGAGCACCCGCCUGUGCUGCUACGUGACUGCCUGCACUGGUACACCGGCGACGUCCCUGACAGCAAGAUUGUAGUUUUCGACACGGUGGCCGAGUCAUUCAGGUGGAUGCAAAGUCCCAAAGCCACCAGCUCAGCAGCACAUCUGCUUCAGAUGGAUGGCACGCUUGGCAUUGGGCGUGUGGACUGUUUUACAAGGACCGCGCAAGUGUUGGUGCUGCAGGACUAUGAGGCAGAGGUAUGGUCAUCAAAGUGCACAACUGAAUUGCCAGAGAAAUAUGUGCUAUACGGAAAGGUUUUGUCUGAGAAUGGAGAUGUGCUUGUAAACAACCGUUGCUUCUACAACAGCAAGGGUGAGCUGCUGGAGAAACUCCCAUGGCAGAGCGUCCGUCCCAGGAUUCUUGGACUCUAUCACAAAGAGAGCCUAGUCAGUCAUGUCUUCUUCCCGAGGAAAGAAAAUGGCAGCCGUGUGAGGCUUCUUCAUCGUCGAUCUCCACGCUUAACAGCCGUGUGAGUAUAUAGGAAAUACGUAAUUUCUAUGUAGGAGGAAGCUUUGAACUCAGCAUCUACUUUGCUCGUUUCCGUGUCUCAUGUUAAAACAAUUAUACUUGAAUAAUUGUUUCGGUGGAGUGUGAAAUUGUA
This is a messenger RNA of Triticum aestivum (bread wheat), 1376 nucleotides long. Its product is annotated as F-box protein At5g49610-like. The record is from RefSeq and is a predicted model, not a curated record. The coding region runs from base 16 to 1248 and encodes 410 amino acids. The transcript has a single exon. Gene Ontology annotation, molecular function: protein binding. Lineage: Eukaryota; Viridiplantae; Streptophyta; Magnoliopsida; Poales; Poaceae.